Racocetra persica is the source of this 328-nucleotide messenger RNA. NCBI's taxonomy places the organism in Eukaryota, Fungi, Glomeromycota, Glomeromycetes, Diversisporales, Gigasporaceae. The record is from the annotation of a GenBank genome assembly.
AUGUUAGUGUAUGCUAUUCAUAAACGGCUUCCCCUUGCCUUUCAAAAAACUGGAAAGCAAGUAAUUAAAUUUCUAUGUAUGGAAGGUCAAUAUUUAGGACUUUUUAAGCAGCAUUUAACUCGGGUGUUUGUUAACAGAAAAGCAUACAGGUGUGUUUUUUCAGGACCUAACGCAUAUCAAAAUAUUAGUUCAAUAUUAGAUGAUCAAUGUUGGGGUAUACGACACUAUAAAUGUAACCAGUCUUCUUCCGCUAUAACCUUGGAAAAAGAUAAAGUAAUACAGUCAGAAUUUAUAGUAGACUGGGUUCAAGAAAUAAUUAAAGAUUUUA